UUUAAUGGGCUUCCUGUUGUGUAGCUUACGCGCAUUUUUCAACAUAUUCACCGCUUGCAAGUUGAGCCGAAAGUCGAAUAAUGUUUUUAACGUUUUUUGAACGACAUUCUAGUUGUCAACUACAAAAAAAGUCACAAGUUAUACAAAUUAUUAUUAUUAUUAUUUAACAUCUUCAAGAUAUGGAGUCACUUUUAGACAAUUUUUCGUCAGCCUUUUCGGUUUCUUCGGAUCCUAAUGAUACUGCAGCGCCUCAUCCAAGACUAACCCAGUACAAAGAAAAGCCUUCUAAUGUUCCUGAUCAAACAACUAGAAGAAAUCGAAUGCUUGAACGGCAAAAAAGGAAAAGACUUGAUGUUGCAAAUUAUUCAAGAAAGCUAGCCGAUGGUGUUUUGAGUAAAGAAGAUCUAGAGGAUGAUAAUGGAAAUGAGGAAAUGGAAUCCAUGGAUUAUAAAGAAAAAAGAAAAAGAUUCAAUCCCUAUGCACACCAGUUAAUGCUUUCUGAGUGGCUGGUUGAAGUGCCAGAGGAUCUGACCAAUGAAUGGCUAAUGGUUGUCUGUCCACAUGGGAAAAGAAAUCUUGUAAUUGCUUCAAAUGGAAAUACUUCAGCCUAUACCAAGAGUGGAUUCAGAGUUAAUCAAUUUAUAUCUCGUCUCCCUGGGGGUAGUCCUGAUACUUUAAAGCCUGGAGAUUACACAAUUUUGGAUUGCAUUUUUAAUGAAGUAUCCAGUACUUUCUAUGUUCUGGAUAUAAUGUGCUGGCGAGGGCACCCUGUUUAUGACAGUGAGACAGAGUUUCGAUUUUAUUGGCUUCACACCAAGCUUAAAGAAGAGCAAGGGUUGAACCAAAGAUCGUCGUCCAAUCCU
Molecule: messenger RNA, 863 nt
Organism: Actinia tenebrosa (Australian red waratah sea anemone)
Lineage: Eukaryota; Metazoa; Cnidaria; Anthozoa; Actiniaria; Actiniidae
Product: snurportin-1
Biological process (GO): snRNA import into nucleus; protein import into nucleus
Cellular component (GO): nucleus; cytoplasm
Molecular function (GO): protein binding; nuclear import signal receptor activity
Source: RefSeq, a predicted model, not a curated record